Suillus subaureus is the source of this 591-nucleotide messenger RNA. Its product is annotated as NUDIX hydrolase domain-like protein. The record is from RefSeq and is a predicted model, not a curated record. Lineage: Eukaryota; Fungi; Basidiomycota; Agaricomycetes; Boletales; Suillaceae. The transcript has 3 exons. Bases 99 to 488 code for a protein of 129 amino acids. Gene Ontology annotation, molecular function: NADH pyrophosphatase activity. Gene Ontology annotation, biological process: NADP+ catabolic process; NAD+ catabolic process. Gene Ontology annotation, cellular component: cytosol.
GGGUUCGUUCCAACACUGCGUCGGAAACAAUCACUCAUAUGACAUGAAGGCGAGGGCUGCAUAACUUUGCUCAUCCUCGGACGGAUCCCGUUGUAAUCAUGCUCGCCAUUGAUGAAUCAGGAGAGAAAGUCCUUCUCGGGAGAAAUAAAAAAUUUCCCGGCAAAUUCUACUCCGCGCUUGCUGGCUUCAUCGAGCCAGGCGAGUCCUUCGAGGACGCCGUCAAGCGGGAGAUGUGGGAGGAAGCUGGAGUGAAGGUCUGGAACGUCCGAUAUCACUCUGGACAGCCUUGGCCAUAUCCAGCCAACUUGAUGGUUGGCUACUAUGCGACCGCUGAUUCUUCUGCGCCAAUCCGUACAGAUUUGGAUAACGAACUUGAAGGUCAGUCGUCUGCCGCCGAAUCGUUGAUGUUGUGGUUUAACUCAGGGAUGUGCCGUAGAUGCUCGAUGGUACACCAGAGAAGAAAUUCUUGCUGUCUUGAGACAUGCUAGUGGAACUCACUUCUCCCGUCGUGACCACCAGAAGCUCGGGGAGAUCCAAGAUGGUCCCGAUAACAACCCCAUGUCUCAAGAUCAGUCUGUAGAAGUUAAUAAC